AUGUACGGAGAUAUAGGGAAUAAAUUGGUUCAACAUGCCAAAAGAACCCAAAAACUCGAACAUCUUCCUCCAUAUCAGACUGAAAUGGUUCGCGCCGUCACUAGGGAGGUUAGAGACUUAGACAAAGACGCUUCGAAUAUUUUACAAUCCAUCGGUGGCUCGUUUGAUCCAUCUGCCGACCCUGCGACAGCAUGCACUCUCCUCGUUGAUCACCUGUGUAUGCGAAGGAACAAACGAUGUCUCCUCGCAUAUCAUCGUACACGAACCGACAAGCUUGAAGAAAUGGUAUGGAAUGGCAGUGAUGUUUUGGAUCUCGCUGCACAACAACAUCGCAUUACAAGUGAGGGGCAGAACGGAGGGACUGAUUUAGGAAAUGGUGAGGGAAAUACCAGCAGUCUAAGCCCGGAAGAGGAAGAAUACGUCAGGCAAUAUAGCGAUUUACUCGCUGCGUUCAAAGGACAUUGGACCGAUAUUGAUCUGACCGGUAGUCUUGAGCCUCCCAGAGAUUUGUUUAUUGAUGUUCGGGUCCUCAAGGAUGCCGGAGAAAUCCAGACAGAAUAUGGUACCAUCAACCUUACCAAAAAUUCGCAAUUUUAUGUCCGCCAAGGGGACGUUGAACGUUUGAUCGCACAAGGAUACCUUCAAAAACUCAGCUAA
Messenger RNA from Botrytis deweyae, 657 nucleotides. RefSeq lists its product as uncharacterized. NCBI's taxonomy places the organism in Eukaryota, Fungi, Ascomycota, Leotiomycetes, Helotiales, Sclerotiniaceae. The coding region runs from base 1 to 657 and encodes 218 amino acids. The record is from RefSeq and is a predicted model, not a curated record. Gene Ontology annotation, cellular component: GINS complex. The transcript has 3 exons. Gene Ontology annotation, biological process: DNA replication; DNA strand elongation involved in mitotic DNA replication.